AUAGAUCAAGAAGAACCCUCUCUGUUUCUAUCUGAAGUGAGAGAAGAAACUCUCUUCUCCGUCCAAAUCUGGUUCUACCUUCUACCUUCGAUUCUGUGAGAAAAAAAGCGAGGCCAAAAAUUCCUCAAUUCUUUAUACAAUCGAUUUCUAGGGCUCUGAUUUGAGUAUUUUGAUUUUGACUUUUGCUUCUUUCCCUUUUUGCUUCUUUAUUGUCGUUGAUCGAUAUGAAGGACGACGAUGUCCUUCCAACGACGAUAGCGAGUGCCGGGAAGAAAGAGAGCUCGGUUUCGAGUUUAUUCGGCAAAGGACGCUACAAGUUCUGGGCAUUGGCUGCCAUUUUGUUGCUUGCAUUUUGGUCUAUGUUCACCGGUACCGUCUCUCUUCGGUGGUCAGCCGGUAAUCUCAACGGCCUAUCAGAUGAUAUCGAUUUUAGCAUCCAUGACGAUCUCGAUGUGCUUGAGAUGGAGGAAAGGGAGAAGAUAGUGAAGCACAUGUGGGAUGUUUAUACAAAUAAUCGCCGGAUCAGGUUACCGCGUUUCUGGCAAGAGGCAUUCGAGGCUGCGUAUGAGGACCUGACUAGUGAAGUGCCUGGUGAUAGAGAGGCUGCAAUUUCUGAGAUCGCUCGAAUGUCCGUGCACUCUGUUGUUCUUGAUACGCCCUCGGACCAAUCCACGGCUGCACGAGAGUUCACAAAGAGGCAGAAAAUAGCAGAUAAAAGCAGGCAGGCAGCUACGAAAACUUGGAGUAAGCUGUGACAUGGAUGAUCCAAGGUUCGGGGCCUCUCUAUUCUGCCUUUUCUGCCAUUAGAUUGCUGUCUGAAGUUUGUAGGAGGCAGUGAUUGGCAAAUCUAUAUUCUUUAAAAUUUUGAUAUUUUUUCCCCUUUGCUUUUACACUAUUGCAAGAUGGGUCAAACAGCCUUUUUGCCUAGAAUGUUAGAAUGAUAUUUGUUAAUGUUAUUUAUAAAGGUUAAAAUCAAUUUUUGAAUGUCUCAUAUUCGACCA
Cucumis sativus (cucumber) is the source of this 1001-nucleotide messenger RNA. RefSeq lists its product as uncharacterized. The transcript has 3 exons. Bases 225 to 755 code for a protein of 176 amino acids. The record is from RefSeq and is a predicted model, not a curated record. NCBI's taxonomy places the organism in Eukaryota, Viridiplantae, Streptophyta, Magnoliopsida, Cucurbitales, Cucurbitaceae.